AUGUACAAUGGAUGUGGAAUAAUGUUGGAUGGUAGUUCACCGGCGAUCCUCCGGCGCUGCUUCGAUGUUGCCGAAGAUUCUAUCCAACGCGAAAUCAAAGCAGAGAGCCUCAGACUUCCACCGCAGAGUCGGAGCAACAAGUUCUUCUUGGAGGCCGGGGCCCUGGACGGACGGACGAUCUCGAAGACGCUGUACCUGGAGGAGAACCUCGGCUGGACGGGCCUCUUGGUCGAACCGAAUCCCCACCUCUUCCUGAAGAUGACGAACCAGAAGAGAAACGCCUGGCUUGCGCCGUAUUGCCUAUCGCCGAGUGAGAAUGUCAUUCACGCGGUGAUGGAGUACCCAUACGAUCCGAACGAUCCAAUUGCCUCGUGGGGAGGCGGGAUCAGCCAGAAGGGGAAAGUGAAGGGUCCGGUGAAGAAUGGGACGACCAUCUACUCGGCCCUGGUUAAGUGCUAACCGCUGCAUAUGCUCCUGGACGCUCUGGGCGUCCGGGUUCACUUCUUCAGCCUGGACGUGGAGGGCCUGGAGCUCCAGGUGCGCAAGACCCUGCCCUUCCACCGCAUCGCGUUCCACGUCGUCGAGGUGGAACACAUCUUCAACGACGAGGGCAAGGACAGCCUCAAGGGCUUCCUCCUCUCCCUGGGAUACGACCUCGUGAAGGACGAAGGCUGCGAGUUCAUUUUUGCCAACAAGACCGCUUCGAAAGGCUGAGGCUGAGGAAUUUUUGCGAAUUUUUUUUUGACGAAGAUUGGAUGCGAAACAAAAUAUUUAUACAUUUCUGCACGCGAGCGUGAAACUCCUUGGAAACAAAGUGUGGCAUGUUUAUUGAACGUUGAGGAAAAAUUCACCAAAAAACGAUGAGGGUUGCA
This is a messenger RNA of Darwinula stevensoni, 872 nucleotides long. NCBI's taxonomy places the organism in Eukaryota, Metazoa, Arthropoda, Ostracoda, Podocopida, Darwinulidae. The record is from the annotation of a GenBank genome assembly.